Messenger RNA from Aureobasidium vineae, 2586 nucleotides. The record is from the annotation of a GenBank genome assembly. NCBI's taxonomy places the organism in Eukaryota, Fungi, Ascomycota, Dothideomycetes, Dothideales, Saccotheciaceae.
AUGCCCGUGAUCCCCAAUAUCCAGAUACUCCGAGUCCUCGAAAAACGUCCCUUCUCAACUCGCAGCAGAGAUGAGCGACGUUCGCGUUCUCAGCCAAGUAUUCCCAAGCUACGCGCAGGUACUCCUCCUCUACCCAGGCUUCGUCACAAUGAGACCAUCUACUUUGGAGAGACUCCAGUGACAAUCAUCGACAAUGGUACCAGCGGGCUCAACAUCCGGCCACAAGAAUCUCUCUAUCUGGCCUCCGACCCUCCUAUGACCCCAUUGAAUCGGCUCCGUCACAGGACGAGUAAAUGGUUUGCCAACAAGCGUGCUGCCAAUGUUCCAAGGGAAGCAAAUGAGACGACGAACCUUCGUCCAGCAAUCAAAACCCAAGUCGAAAGUCAAGACGAAGCCCAAAGACUUUCCGAAGUUCCAAAAGCCUUCAAAGCAGUCCACGUCGACGGGGCUCCGGAGUACAUUGAGGACAGUUUCAGCAUUACCCCUUCUCUGGGAACUUGUCCCCAAUGGGUAGGCAUCCGGAGCACCAUGUACUACAGCAUGUCGGACCCUGCUGAAAACCUCAGUGAUAUACUGCAGCCCGACACGAUUGUCCGACGUGCUCCUCGACGCCGAAGAUCUGGUCUCCCCAUCGAGUACCGCUAUGACAGCCACACUCCCGCAAGCUCCAACUCGUCUCCCACCCCGACCACAGUCAUCUGCUCCAAUGUAAGAAGCAAGGCCUCGAAUGACCCCAAAGAUCUGGCCGAGGCACUCAAGAAGUUUCCCAUCGAUGGAAGGUCUCCAAGGACACAACCAGUGAAGAUUGAGACCUUUGAGGAUAUCUCCGCUCUCAAAGUUUAUCUGGAAACAUUCUACAACGAACGCUAUAUGCAGCCAAGGUCUGAGCGCAGUAUCCGAAGACAGCGCCUACUCGACCAUCUUGCUCAAAACUCUUUGUCAUCCUCCGAGAAAGAUGAGCUGCUUCGACACACCACCAAAGGUGUGUUCCACGCUGGCUUUCAGGAAGUUCGCAUUCUUGGCAGGGGCACUUUCGGUCUGGUCAAACUUGUGACUGAUGCCGAUCAUUUCGUGACCGAAGACCCAUCACCAUGCAUGUCAAACGGUACACUGCGUCCCACUUUGGUUGCUCGUGGUUGUCAAAACCCCCGUCUCAUGAAGGACUGUUACGCCAUGAAAGUCAUUCGAAAGGCAGAGAUGAUCCGAACCAGUCAAGAGGGUCAUCUUCGUGGUGAACGAGACUUCCUUGUCAAAGCAGAAGGCUCACAAUGGGUGGUUCCAUUGAUUGCAAGUUUCCAGGACAAUACGAAUCUGUACCUGGUCAUGGAGUUCAUGAUUGGAGGAGACUUUCUACAGUAUCUGUGUCGUCAUGAUAUACUCAGUGAAAAUGACACCCGAUUCUACAUGGCGGAAAUGGUUUUGGCUAUCGAAGAGACCCACAGACUGGGAUGGAUCCAUCGCGACGUCAAGCCAGACAACUUCUUGAUACACUCCUCUGGCCACCUGAAGAUCUCUGAUUUCGGACUGGCAUUUGAUGGUCAUUGGUCUCACAUCAACGACUACUACGACACUACACGGCACUCCCUUUUGAACAAGUACAACAUCCACUUGCAAGGCGACGAACAUGACACUGCAACGAACCGCACUCGUGGCAUGCCUCGUAUGACAAGCAGUCGUCUACCUUAUGAGAUGCACAACGCACGCGAUAUGGGAGAACUCUUGAGGGAGCCCGAAAGAAUGCGAAAGGAACGUCCCCAGAGCAUCGUCGGCGAACGUCUCUCUGGUACAGGUUUACGCUACCCAGCACCGACUGAGUCCGCACUGGCUCUCAUGAAGGAUCUUCUGCGCGAGAAACACCACCGACUGGGCUCAGCGUCUUACGGUCCCAGAUCUUGUCGCCACCUUAGACGCCAUCACAACAUCUCGGAGGCAAGUUUUGUCAUUGCUGGAGAUGCUGAGGAUAUCAAAGCACAUCCCUUUUUCAAGACCAUCCGCUGGGACACGCUACAUCGAACGAAGGCACCAUUCAUACCUGAACCAGUAGAAGACAUCGCAGAGUACUUCGAACAUGAAGACACGUUUGUCAAUGAUAUCGGGACCAGCUACAUGAGUCUGCGGGAGAAGGUCAACCCGGAAGCAGAACCACGAGCCAACCAAAGACUGCUGGGUCCUUACUUUGAGAGAUGGCAGGCCGAGCAACGGGAGAUUGAGAAGGUCCAGAUGGGCAUCGAAACAUGGACUGAUGCCAACGUCGCAGCGUGCAAGAGAGAGAAGGGGGAGCGCUGGGAUGCUUUCAAGCAAACCAGGAUCAAGAAAACUCGCGAACGCAAGUUACAGGAGGGCAAGGAUCCAGACCUAGAAGUCAAGCAGAUUCUGGGCUCGAGGCCCCGAAGAUGCAGACCCAAGGACAUCCUGGUGCGCGACGUGAAGUAUGGGCAGCGAGUGGUGGAGCGAAGGAANGAGGGGGCAUUCUUGGGAUACACAUAUCGCAGUCCUCGAUAUGUGUUUCCAGAGGUUGGCAAGGAGAGAAGACCAGUCUUUUCACGACCUACGAUUAUGCCUGUAGCCGACACCGACGACGAAUGA